CGGAAGUAAACAAUGACAAAGUCAGAGCAGCCGCAGGUUGUCCUUUAUUCGUCUAUGAAGUGAAAGUGUUUUAGGUUUUAAAGUGUUUUAAAUCUAACCGCGAUGGUCAACAUCGGACUCCGGAAGGUCGAUGACGCGCUCGUGGAGAAACAUCCGGGUUUACAGGACUAUGCUGUCUGCCAGUCACGUGCGUUUAUGAAAGGAACUGGAAGCUUCGUAAUUGGUACAGUGAGCAUGUUUUUGGCACAGGUAGCACUACAGAAAAGACUGAAGUAUCCACUGAAGUGGAACCUUCUAAUAUCUGUUGUGACUUCCUCUGUGUUCAGCUACACUGUAACACGUCGGGAGACAGCAAAGUGCACAGAGCUGUGGGUUUUCCUGGAAAAAGGGCAAGUACCUGAUUCCAGUCCAUCUAAGGAUGAGCUUCUAACUCCAGCAACUCCAAAAGUCACAAAAUAUGGCGAUACAAUGGAGUAAGUGGGAACUGAUGGCGUGAUUAGCAAACAGAGUGUGAUGAUGGAAUGUGUUCAAACUGUAUAUUCUUUCUUUUUUUACUUUUAUUAUUUAAAUAAAUCCAAAUAAUGUAUAAACUCAGAUAC
Molecule: messenger RNA, 599 nt
Organism: Clarias gariepinus (North African catfish)
Lineage: Eukaryota; Metazoa; Chordata; Actinopteri; Siluriformes; Clariidae
Gene: tmem141
Product: transmembrane protein 141
Exons: 5
Coding region: 103-477 (124 amino acids)
Source: RefSeq, a predicted model, not a curated record